ACAGGACCCUAAUACCCAACCUCAAUAUUGCAUAUGCAUCUAUUUACCAGAGUGUCUACUGUAUAGUUGGAAUAUGGAAAAUACCUAUUAAUUCACCAUGUCUCGUCUGAUUGUAAAAAACCUUCCCCAAGCUAUCACCGAGGAAAAAGUGCGAGAGCUAUUUAGCCAGCAUGGUGCUAUUACGGACAUUCAGUUGAAAUACACCAAGGAGGGCAAGUUUCGGAAGUUCGGCUUUGUGGGGUUCCGCAAUGAGCAGGAGGCCGAAACGGCGAUUAAAACUCUUCACAACUCAUUCAUCAACACGACCAAGAUAACAGUGGAAAAUUGCGCUCUAUUAGGAGAUGCCAGUAAGCCUAAAUCAUGGAGCAAAUAUGCAGCUGAUAGCACCGCUUUCAAAAAGGCUAAUGUGGCAAAGCGAAAGCCCAGUGAAGAUGAAGAUAGUUCGGAGAAGAAAGCUAAACCACCCAAGAAGCAAAAAAAAAGCAACGAGGUCAAGGAGCUGUUGCAGAAGUAUAAAAAUGACCCGAUGUUUAAAGAAUUCUUGAUGGUCCACAACAGGGAAGACGCAAUAGAAGAACUGGAAAAACCGACUGAGGAACCGACUGAUCAAGAAACCGAACCUGCUGAGGAAUUAACGGAGAAAAUCGCAGAAGCCCCUGUGUCUGAUAUGGAAUAUAUGAACUUGCUAAAAAAAGGAAUAGCCAAGGUUGAGAAACAACUUAAACCCAAAGAUGAGAAAAAGAAAAAGAACUUUCAGCUGUUCACUUUGAAGCUGAUAGAUCUUCCAUACUCUACAAAGAAGAAAGACAUCAAAGCCUUUUUCAAGUCGAAUAUUCCGUUCAGCAUAAGAAUACCACGGCAAGUAAAGGGAAUUGCCUUCGUUGGCUACAAGAGUGAGGACAAGUUUAAGGUUGCCUUGCGCAAAGACAAAAGUUUCAUCAAAGGUCGACAAAUUCGAGUUGUUCACUAUGUGGAGAAAAAUGACCCAGGCAAAGCUGAAGCUGAUUCGAAGAGAUGCAAAUGGAAAAGCCAGGAGGAAGCGCUGAAGAAUGAAGAAGACAUUGCAGAGUCUGGGCGCAUUUUUAUCCGUAACCUUUCAUACACUGCAACGGAAAAGGAUCUGGAAGAUCUAUUCGUCAAGCAUGGUCCGCUAGCAGAAGUGAAUUUACCAAUAGACAGCACUUCGAGACAAUCGAAAGGCUUUGCUGUUGUAACGUUUGUGAUGCCUGAGCAUGCAGUGAAGGCCUACACAGAACUAGACGGUUCAAUAUUGCAAGGCCGAAUGAUGCAUCUUCUACCUGGCAAAGCCAAAGAUAUAUCGGAAGAGGAGAAGCUAGACGAAUCUUCAAACUACAAGAGCAAAAAAGCCGCCCAGUUGAAAUCCCAAGCUGGUUCUUCGCACAACUGGAACACGCUGUUUCUGGGCCAUGAUGCUGUUGCGGGCGUAAUGGCAGGAACUUAUGGAGUAACCAAAGACGACCUCAUUGGUCCGGACGCAAAAGGCAACGCUGCUGCUCGGCUGGCUUUAGGUGAAACCCAACUGGUGUUGCAAACCAGAAACUAUUUGGAAGAACAUGGAGUGUUAGUGGAUAUGUUUAACACUGCUCCAAAGACCCGGUCGAAAACCGUGCUGUUGGUGAAGAAUUUGCCUCCAAGAACAGAAGCUGAGGAAAUCAGGAAAAUGUUUGGCGAACACGGCGAAUUAGGCAGAGUUAUUCUGCCGCCUAGUGGAAUAACAGCGAUUGUGGAAUUUUUCGAGCCAUCGGAAGCCCGAAAGGCUUUUCUGAAGUUGGCGUAUUCAAAAUUCAAGAGCGCUCCCCUGUACCUUGAAUGGGCCCCAGAAAGUAGCUUGGCUGAUGCCAAGAAAGCGCCCGUUGCUUCGAAACCCCCAGCUAACACGCCUGAGGAUAAUAAUAAUAGUAAUAAAGACGAAGAUAAUGAAAACGCUCCAGUCGAAGAGGAGGAAAGUGAAGGGGAAGCCGAACCGGAUACCACAUUGUUUGUGAAAAAUCUCAAUUUCAUAACCACGGAUGAGGAUCUUAGGAAGCAUUUCGAAGGCUGUGGAAAACUGAAGCACGCAAGUGUAGCCACGAAAAAGGACCACAACAACCCAGGGGAAAAACUAUCAAUGGGUUAUGGAUUCGUUCAGUUUUACUUGAAAAAGAGUGCAGACAACGCGCUCAAGUCGAUGCAGCAGAGCGUUUUGGACGGAAAGUCUUUGGAGUUAAAGCGAUCCGAAAAGACUAUAAGAACCGAGCAGCCCACGUCUGCACGGAAAGCCACCAAGCUAUCGAAACAAAACGGAUCAAAGAUUCUCAUCCGAAACGUGCCAUUCCAGGCCGGAGCCAAUGAACUAUUGGACUUGUUUAAGCACUUUGGAGAUAUCAAGGCUCUCAGAAUGCCCAAGAAGAUGGACGGAAGCAACUCACACAGAGGAUUCGCUUUUGUCGAUUAUACCUCUGAAGCGGAUGCAAAGAAUGCAUUUGCAACUCUCAGCCAAAGCACUCACUUGUUUGGGCGACGCCUUGUUUUGGAAUGGGCCUCACCGGAGGAAGGAGUGGAGGAAAUCAGGAAGAGGACAACGGAACAUUUCAAGCAAUAUGAGGACGUAAAGUCCAAGAAAGCUGUAUAUAAUAUUGAAUAAAUUUUAACUCGUUAA
Molecule: messenger RNA, 2659 nt
Organism: Dendroctonus ponderosae (mountain pine beetle)
Lineage: Eukaryota; Metazoa; Arthropoda; Insecta; Coleoptera; Curculionidae
Product: probable RNA-binding protein 19
Exons: 13
Coding region: 98-2644 (848 amino acids)
Cellular component (GO): ribonucleoprotein complex; nucleus; cytoplasm
Molecular function (GO): mRNA binding
Source: RefSeq, a predicted model, not a curated record